UGAGUGUGUGCUGGCUGUCAGUACGCUGAUGACGCCGUAUCAGCCGUACGUAACAAUUUGUAGAAAAUAGCCAUCGUAAAUAAAUUUGAUGACCGCUUGAUUUGUUAUAUGAUGAAUUAGCUAUUGUUCAUAUACUUCGUACAUCAUGCAGCAAAAUGUGAUGCCUAUUGCGCAAGUUUUCUAGUGAAAUUUAGUAUAGAAUUCGUGAUUGAUUUUAAAUCGAGAGUCAACUAAUAAUAGUGCCAAGAAGAAGAGAAAUGACAUUUUCCCGCGGUACUAGAACAAUAACGUAAGGUACAAUCGGAUUUUCAGAUAAAUAGAGUAAACGAAAUCUUGGUUAAAAUUUACUAAGUACUACUCUUAUUGAGUUACAAGUAGUGUUUCUGUGAAGAUUCUAACAAGUAAUUUUCCCAGAAAACAUUAAACAUGAUUACAAAAAGCAAUAAUUUGAACUUGAGUAAUAAUGAAUCCAUCGUAGAAAUUCCAAUGAAUAAUAAUAGUGAGCAAUUGGGUACAAACUCGAGUUCCUCAGAAUUAGUCAACAAAGGAGAACCUUCAGGACUCAUAGAUACUGGUAAUUCAAAAGCAGUAGUAUUGGACUCGAACUACAUUGAAAGCAAGAUUAAAAGUCUUCUUAAUCAAGACGAUGCUAAAAGCGAUUCGAUCAAAAAUACAGAUUCAAACUGCUCUAAAAAUCAGAAGCAGGAUCGAAUCGUUGGUAUUCUUUCAGCUGACGAUAGUUGCAAUGCGGUGGAUCACAAAAUAUCAGGUGAUUCUGACAAUUGUGAACAAAAUAUCUUAAAUCAGGAUCUUUCCUUCAACGGCAAGAUAAACAGCCUCAGUGGGCAACUAAAACCCAGUUGCUCGCGUAAUGAACCAGUAAAUGCAGUUGAGGAACUCGUUGCUAAUGACAAAGUUUGUAAAGAUAAAUUAAACGAAUCGUUUGAAGUUUUAACGAAAGAAAACAGUUCUCUGAUGCUUUACAACAAUGAGAAGUCGCCAGAUCUUUUUGCCGAUGACGAUAACACUAGCAGCAGCGAUGAUGACGAGUCGAAUUCAGAUGCAGAUAAUGCUCAAACAGAAGAUGCAUCGUUUAAGGAAACUACGAAUGCCAACAGUUGUUUUAAUACUGUGGAAAACAUCGAACGAUCACUGCUAAAACGUAUGCAAAUAUCACUUUCUGGAGUUUUGCCUCCUCCGUCCGUAACUUAUUCACAAAUCGACAUUAAUCAAAUGUUGACGCUCUACAAGGAACACGAAGCGCGUUUGUGUUAUCGCAAUGAUGAAAUUAUCGAAACAACCUCGGCCGACAGUAAGGAUCCUGAAUCCAGCUUUACUUCUUGUCUCAGCAAACCGACCCACACACCGGCUGAGUUGUUUGAACUCGAAUGGCCCGAAAUACUAAAAUCAAGAGCACAUGGACUUUACUACAAUCGAUCGACAGUUACAGAAAACAUUGAAUUACUUGGGUUGAAAUAUGUAGAUCGCUACAUAGGUGCAGAAACCAGUUCAACCUUUAAUGUAUCUCGUUCACCUUCUGCGGCCAAAAAACGCAAUUUACGAUUAAAAAUGCUAAAUCAGUCUCCUGGAAGCCGUCUGAGCCAUUUGGCUCGCCGCCGGGCAGUGUUUUCAUCGGCUAACCUACUGAACAGUUCCGUUGGAUCUGCCACAACUGCGUCCCCAUCGGCUCAAAGUCAAGUGAAUUGUAAUCGGUUACAUAAUCGUCAAAUUCUUCUCGAUUCUAAAAAAUCGGACAAUCGCCGAAAAAACAAAGGACGUACUCCAAAACGACGAACUCCUGGGCGCCGAAAGACUCCUAGUCGUAGAAAAACACCUGGUUCGUCGGCCAAAAAGCGCUUCCUGAGUUUACCGUCGACAAAACAACCUCAUACGAUGGUUAACAGAGAGACUUCGAAACGGGUUUUAUUUCAAAGUCCGUCCAGUGAGCGAAACACCAAGGAAGACAUUAGCGUAGCCAGACCAUCUGUUGCUACCCGGGUUCAGAAAUCAAAACGAGCUUUGUUUUCACCACCGAAGCGACCCCAGCGAUUCUCAUCUGUUUCGUGCAGCCGAACGAAUACAUCUGUGAAGGAGUCGUUAAUGGGCUCUCAAGGGUACGGGUCCACGAAUCACAUUGACCUAUUGAAAGAUGUAACUGGUCAGCCAAUGGACGAGCCUGGUGGGAAACGGAAGCGAUCCAUAGAUGACGACAGCGACAAUGAUAGGUCUAGAAAAAAUGCUCGAAAUGAUGCGGGAAUUAACGAGGAAGAUUUAACGCCCAGAUCGUUAAAAUUUGCCAGAAGUCAAAGUUUCUGUGUCGGGUCUCAUAACCUUAACACAGGAAGCACUUCGGAGAGUGGCUUUAACGGCAAGACACUUUUUAGAUCUAGCUCUGAAGUCACGUUUCCGGAUUCAGCCAACCGAUCGGUGACUGUGCUGACUGAAAAUCACAAAAAGAAACUUUUGUGGGCUGUAUCGCAAGCAUUGCAAAUCAAACAAAUAACAGUUAAACACGAGCGAUUCAAACAGUGUGCUUCAAGUUUAGCUCGUGUUGUAAAACGAUUGUUUCUAGAAUUCAAUGACCAGUCAGUAUCGAGCACCAGUGAGAAACUUUUAAGGUUAGCUAACAAGCACGUUUAUGAUGUAAUACAAGGUCGCAGCGUAGACGAUAUUUAUUUUAAAGAGAAAACACGCAUCCUGAACGCCAAAAAUACCUCAAAACUUCAGGGUUACAUCGCUCCCCAGGAAUACGAGCAACGCCAACAACUGCUGAAACGAAGUACCUCUACGUCGCUUCUUAUUUCUGAAAAUUCAAUGGAUUUAUCGCUCUGUGCAUCAUCCAGUCAGCAACUAGCAUUUAGUCAGAGCUCGAUAUUCUCACAAAGUUCAGAGUUUUUAAAUCAAUUGUCACAGACCUCGGCGCGCCAGAGCCUCACAUCAAACGUCAUAUCGACAACUGCACCGAUCGCAUCAUGCGAGUUAACUGAUGCAGAAAACACGGCCCUUCGUGAGAAUGUUGACAGUGAACAGCGACAGAAAUCGACUCAAAAACAAGUUUCGUUUUCUGGCAAAGAUCAGAAGAACCUUAGUCCCUAUGCUGAUAAUAAGGCCGGCUCACAAGCAAAAGGUACUAAACUGCUAGUCGGUUCUGCAAUGUCCUCUAGCAGUAUACUGAAGGCGAAACGGCAAAUCUCGUUCGAAUGAGUUUUGCAGAAUACGUUCAAAUUGUGAGGUUAAACUGUUUCAAUCUUAUAGGACAUAGUGUUUUACUUGUGAUUUUAAUAUUCGUUAAUGGGUGACAGUUACUACACUGACCCAAGAUAAACACGCAGGGUCUCGUGCUUUUUGAUAGCGGUAAACAGUUCUAGAAACGGAUGAGGAAUGCGUUGAUGGACAUCGUUGUAUUGAGCAUACAUUUGUUUGGUUUAUUUUUUUAAUACCAAACGAUUCGAUGAGCCGAGUGGAUAAGUGUGAAGUUGUAAAAUCUAAUGCUGUACAUAUUGAAAGCUGAGUAGUUCAUCCGC
Molecule: messenger RNA, 3524 nt
Organism: Malaya genurostris
Lineage: Eukaryota; Metazoa; Arthropoda; Insecta; Diptera; Culicidae
Gene: mi
Exons: 6
Coding region: 427-3204 (925 amino acids)
Source: RefSeq, a predicted model, not a curated record